CAGAAAAGUGCGACAAUGGAGAAGUUUGCAAAAUUCUAGUAUAUAUAGCAGGUUUGCAUAAAGAUUCAAGAAUCCUGGGCAGCUCCCAGAUUUGUACCUGCCCUGCACAAACAUGUGUUGGAUGUUAAUACAUCUUCUGGAGAUGGGUUGGAAUUAUAGAGCCAGUAUGUGAAGGUAUUAUGCGCACAAUCAAUGGAGAAGGGGCUGCAAAAAGAGCAGCCUUUGGUAGCCUCGAGAGAAUCCAAUGAUAAGCGGGCCAUGGUUUCAAACCCCAGCGACCUCGCAUGCAACCACCUUAUCUCUAUCAGUGCCCAGACUGAGUACAAUUUCUCAUCGUUGUCACUCUGCUACUACGUGUGAUCAGUAUUUCUGCUCCUCUUCUUCUUCUUCUUCUUCUUCUUCUUCUGCAUUUCAGCCAACGCUCCCAUGAUAGCGGCUACCGUUCCGCAAGUUUCUGUGAUCUUGGUGUCUCUUGUGAGAGCACAAAAGGUGGUAUUGUGAAGUUCGUGGAGGAGCUCGGUGGAAGGUUGAUAGGUGGUAGCAGAGAUGGCGGAGGUGAAGCAGCUAGUACGUUGUUACGUGGCGCUAGGGUUGGUAGUGGCUCAUUGUCCAUUAGCUGGACGAAAUCCCUGCUGAGGAUAGAGGGCAAACCACAUAUAUUCCUGGCAAAGUCGUAGCCACUCAGCCACAGAGGACUCUUCUCGACAACCCCAAAUUACAUGUCGUGAACCAUGGAGGUUGGCUCGUUGUAGAAAAGUGGAUUAAGCCAAAGUUGUUUGAUGGCAUACCUGACGGCGAUCUUCUUGUAGGUGGCCCUCACUUAUUUUUCUAAUACAAACGCCUUUUUCAUUCCCAAUUCGAUAAAGGAAAUAUCUUUUCCAGUGUGUCCCUUUCAUCCAGACCGUUGUUGAGCUCGACGGUUGACGUUGUCUUUUUGCAAGGUCUGUUGGAAUGAGAGUAUAAUAUAGAGAGGCUGGAUGGUCUGUACCUUGUACGACUCCAUUUACAAGCGCAAUCAGCCUCAUGGCCAGCUGUGAUUUGGGAGUGAUGGGUAGCUCGAAAAUCUCGACCAAGUUAUGGCUUUGAUCUACAUUAAUUUGAAUAUUAAGCAUAACUGGGCGUGCAAUAAGUUUUGAAUGAAAUAUGACAAUGAAACCAGGAUGGAAUAAAAAUUUCAUUGCAAUCUACAUCGAAAGGAACUAUUGUGUCAUUUGGAGCAGGUAGAGGAAAACAGGUUGUUCCGAAUGAAGCAGCUAUUUCUGGUUGGGAGACAUUCGACGUGGGCUCCUAAUCCCUGCACCUAAUACGUUCAUCGUCACAGCAAAACUUCCCCUUUCCAGUUCCUUCUGCAUCUCAUGCAGAUAGUGUUAAUUGAGGUCAAUCUUUUCAAAACUGUAGUUUCUUUUCUGAAGAAUGAUAGGAUGUUACACCAGGCCAUGAGUAUGUCAGACUUAAGUUGUCGAUCUUACAUGGCUGAGGGCAUAAACUUCGACUCAAUAGUGCACAGCUUCAAAACAUACUAACUAAAUCAUGUCCAACUUGCAAUUGUAGAGGACUAAGGGAAGCAUUGAGCGUAGCCUUAAGUCUUCCAUGUGUGGUCUCUUCUGAGCUGCACAAAUUCAACUUGUGAGGUGGAUUAACUUGUUGAAUAGAUUUGGCGAGUAUCCGCUGGAGUCUACCAAUUGCGAGUGCAAUAACAUGUUUGUGUCAGCAAUUAGUGGAAGAGGAGGGAUUGUGCUAGCAGCUGCAGCAAGUCCAUAUGACUGGAAAACUUUCAUCAUCCGCAACCAAGCAAAUCCUUCUUUGGUUCAUAUCCAAGCUAAUAACGACAUGUAUCUCUAGGCAAAGGAUACAAACCAGUUGACAGCAGACUUUGAAGGGGAACCGAGAUGGGAUAACAAUGAUGCCACAUUUAUUAUGAUGGUCAGAACCACAUUGGGUACCAGCUUGCUAACGGCUGGGGAGCGUCUGCCCCUGCUGUUUUUAAGUGCUCACGGGAUCAAAGUUAUCAUAGACCUUCAUGCUGCCUCCGGCUCUCAAAAUGGACAGGAGCACAGUUCCUCAUGCAAUGGUAUUUCUGAAUGGGCUAAGCAAGGAGGAACAGAUUAUUUGUACGAGUCGAUCAUGGCUACAGAGUUUCUGGCUAGCAGAUAUACAAACAACCAAUCGUUAUUGGGAAUUGAGCUUCUGAACGAGCCGAGUGCAGAAAUGGUCCCCUUCGAUGUGUUGGAGUAUUACUACAAAUGGAGUUACAGCGUAAUACGAAACCAUACAGCUUCCGCGUAUAUGAUCAUGUGCCAAUGCAUUAGAGGUGAUUGGACGGAGUUUGUAAACGUGUUGCCAGCAGAUAACGUUGUCCUUAAUGUUCAUUUAUACAACCUUUUCAAUCUAGACCUCUUUGGUAUGACCACCGCCCAAUGGAAUAUUGAUUUCGUAUAUAACGACCAGCUCAGUCUUCUACAAAAACUCAACAUGGCUGGGAAUGCUCUCAUCUUUGUUGAGAGUGAGCAAAUGAAUGGGAGGUUCAAGCUGCAUCCUAAAAUGAUUAUCAGAAGUUUGGGCAGCUCAACUGCAGGUGUUUGGCCAAGCGACCUUUGGUUGGGCUUAUUGGACAUAUGAGAACCAGCAUAACCUUUGGUCAUUUAAGCAAUUCGUCCACCAGGGUUAUCUUCAAGCUCCAUGGAACUGGUGGCCAUAACAGAGCACCUCCUUAGACUCCAGAUAUGGCACCAUACUAAUAGAACUUCCAAUUCAUGUUCCUGAUUCAAGCAUGACAAAAUUUAGUUGGUUGAGUCUUGUAACAUUUUCAUGAUCUAUCAGGUCUUGAGAUAGUUGACUGAAAUUACCAUCAACGAUGUCAGAAAUGUCUUUUUAAGAACAAUACUUGGCAGCCGGAAAGCUUUUAACGUCAUUCAACUAAUUUCUUCUUCAAUUGGAGUGUGGAAGCAAAACUAUCUUUGCCUUCGGACGAAACCAAACUCUCAAAUGGUUGUUUUCUCUUUACUUGAUGCGAAGUCAGUCAACUGUGAGUAGCUGAUAACCAGGUUCAUAUUAACAUUGAAAUAAUCGGAACUUUUGAAGAAGUUUUGGCAUGUGUCAAUACCUAGUGCAAGUGUAAUGUCACUAGAUCUAGACUUGAGCAUGGAUAGAUAAUUUAGUUAGAUGGUGUAUCCUACAAAUUCGUUUCCACAUUAUUUAUUUUUUCCUCAAAUGGAACUGGAAAGUUAUUUAACGUUA
Messenger RNA from Physcomitrium patens, 3237 nucleotides. RefSeq names its product putative glucan 1,3-beta-glucosidase A. Gene Ontology annotation, cellular component: actin cytoskeleton; cytoplasm. NCBI's taxonomy places the organism in Eukaryota, Viridiplantae, Streptophyta, Bryopsida, Funariales, Funariaceae. Gene Ontology annotation, molecular function: hydrolase activity, hydrolyzing O-glycosyl compounds; actin filament binding. The record is from RefSeq and is a predicted model, not a curated record. Gene Ontology annotation, biological process: cell migration; actin filament bundle assembly; polysaccharide catabolic process.